Lytechinus pictus (painted urchin) is the source of this 3941-nucleotide messenger RNA. RefSeq lists its product as uncharacterized. NCBI's taxonomy places the organism in Eukaryota, Metazoa, Echinodermata, Echinoidea, Temnopleuroida, Toxopneustidae. The record is from RefSeq and is a predicted model, not a curated record. The transcript has 4 exons. Bases 90 to 1781 code for a protein of 563 amino acids.
AUUAUAAUCAUCAGAUUUCUUUGCUACUCGAAUUCCAGUGUAUUUUUCUUACAAGUUCCCGCACAGCACAGCACAAACAACCCAGAAUAAUGGCCAAUGCUGGUGGUAUCGUAGUUGCUUUUCUUUCUCUCUCAAAGGAAUCCUGUGUCGAUCAGUUAAUUGAACGUAUUAAUACAAAACAUGGACUGCAUUGUACUUUUGUGAAACUUACACAUCGGGACUUACAGUCCUUUGUGCCUCAAGAUGAGUAUGACGCUGUGGUUCUGUUACAUUCAAUUUCACAAGGUCGUAACUCCAUCACUGAUGUUGCGGACGCUAAAUACAACAAACUGCUGCUCAAGCUAAAGGAAACAUAUGGUCCUGAUCGUGUGGGUGUCAUUGUUCAUUCCAUGACCAGUUACAGCCCAGUAUCAAAGAGCGCCCUCAUGAUGGUUUUUAAAAAGUCACAGCCAACAACUUUCAAGUGUUCUCACUGCGUCAUCCAAUGUAACAACCCGGCAACUAUGGAAGAUGAACACAUCUCGCGCCUUAUUGAGUUCCUUAAAAAUGCACCGCAUCAUGAAAAACCGAAGCCUCUCCUAGAAGGGUCUACAUCCGCAGCACGAUUGAGUGAAGCAACAACAACGAAUAUGCCCAGACCUAAGCAAUCGCAUUCGUCGGGGAAAAUCCCAGAAACUAAAUCUACUUCGGCUUCAUCGCACAAAAAUAGUGUAACGAGACACGAGGGUAGUUCUGAUAAUGAGAAUACUGCUUUGCAAAUUACACGUGGUAAAGGAGAAGGGCAAGAGGUUUUAGAGCACACGGCUGUUAGUGCUCGUAGCGAAAGGAAGACUCAGGAAGCUAAGGAAGACUCAACUUCCGCUGCUGACGCACCGAUGGAGAUAAAGGACUCUAAAGAGGAGACUGAGGUUCUUCCGUAUAUAGGGUCAAGUAGAAUUCCUCCCGCCACUAUUGAUAGACAUAUGUCUCCUAUAAAAGCUGGCAAAGCAGAUAUGUCCUCACUUCCACGUCCAUUGUCACAAGAUCCUCAUCAGCCUUCCGUUAGCCUAAUUGGCUCGGGAUCAUACAUUGAGAAAGCAGGAGGAAGUGAUUCUUCAGGACCUUCCCAGCAUCGCAACACAACUUCAUCCGGCGAUGCCUACUCGUCAGCAGCCGUCAAAGGAUAUCCCCAACCGAACAGCCAUGGUUACGGACAAGCGACUUCAGCAAUGACGCAACCAUCUGCGCCAUCGAAGUCAACUGUAGACCAGCGUGUAGACCAAGUGAUGGCAAGUAAGCAGAGGAAUAUAGACGAAAAGUGUCUCCUUCUGGCCUUCUUGGAUUUCUCUCGUAGUGUAAACCAAUCAGUUUCGGAUGCUGUUAAAGACCUCUUUCCUCAAAAGACACUGAUGCGGUUUGGCGGCUGGAAAGAACUAAAACGCAACUGGCAUUUGUACACGGCCAUUCUUAUCGACGUUGGGACAUCACCAAAUCCCCUACCAUAUAAAGAAUUUGAUAAAGCUUUGAUGGCUUGUCUGAAAAACACGUAUAACAGACAAAAUGUCGCUGUCUUGUUGCCGGCCACUCCUACAAGCCCCAUCUCAGAGCCUGAGAACCGCUUUUAUCGCCUCAUUUCGUCCUCAGGAGUCUGCUACUUUCGCUACUGCCCGAAGUCAGGAACAUUUAGUGACGAUGCCAAAACGAAUCUGGUGCAUUGGCUUAGCGACUGUUCCCUCAGACACGGUGGUUACUUGCAUCCGAAGGAAAGUGACGACAAUUACUACUGUGGUAGUUUCAUUUAGAUUUUCUUUGUUUAUAUAGUUUAAACAACUUUUGUGUUGAAGUUUCAGUAACGGUAACGGUUUAAUAGGUAAGUUUCCCAGUCACUAUAAAUACAGACGCCGCAGCCACUUUCCAGAACUAAAACGCAGAUACUCUUUUCUGUUUUGUCAAAAAAGCCCUUCAAAGACGAAACAGCCUUCGCCAAAAAUCGGUGAAUCUAAAUGGUCGUGAAAUCUUGACAAACGACAAAAUUAUUUGCAAUUCUUCGUACGGUCCGAGUAUUCGGGCAAUCUGCUGUCCCGGUCCACCAACUUUCGACAGAAAACCUCUCAGCUAUCGAUCGUGAUUUGACUUGCAUUUUCAAAGGAACUGGUGCGUUGUAGAGAGCAUCGAACACUCCCUAUAGUUGGCGCGAAAACAUUGUAGGAGGAAGGAUAGAGUUUGUUUGACAAUAGGUCCAUUGCAAGGGAGCGUUUCAUAAAACAAAUAUCUAGUGAUCUAUCCCCAGUAUUUUUCAUAGGCCUUUGAUAUCAUAUAACCUGAUUGGCAUUAACCAAAUUAGUCAGUGAAAAGUGCAGUCUUUUUGUCUAUCAUGAAAUGCUCGACAGACGUUGCUACUCUUAUUCACCUUUUUGCGCAUAACCGUUCCAAAUUUUGCGUAAAACAUGUGUACGCUAUUAGUAAUACAAAUUCUUUCUUAUAAUUUGUACUAAAAAAAAAAAAGAAAAGGAUUUGAUGUACUUGUUAAUGAAAAGGGUUUGUUUUGCAUUGAUUUAUCGUUUGCCAUUUUCAUUUGUCAUUUUACUUUUAUUUAUACGAGAAUCACUUAGUGAUAGUUUAGUUAACAGUUUAAUCAAAAAAAAAAAUAUUGAUGCUUUAAAAAGCAUCUAUAAUGGCCAAAGAGAGGUGAAGUGGCAAAAUAGCAGAAAUGUAUUAGGAUUAAAAUGAUUUAUUUCAGGGUAAUGAUGAAACUCACCCUGGAAAAGUAGAGAUUCUCAUAAAUUGUUGUAUUUCAUCAUAGAGAGCUAGGUGGUGUGGGGGAUGCCCCCCCCCCCACAAAAAAAAAGUUUUCAAGUGGAGGAGAUGCUGUGUACAAUCAUCCCCCACUACCGAGGUUUUAUGGUUUAGAAAUAUUAUCAUUAUCAUUACGAUUAAAUUAAAAUUAAUUGAUUUUCAUCAUCGCUAGUUAUAUUCUUUGAUAAAGAAUGAGUUGGAAUUUUGUAUGUACACACUUUUGCUAAUGAACACACAAACUGACGUGUAAUGGGGGGGGGGGGGGGGCAAUAAAAAAGCUCCAUGACCAAGGAAAAACCAAGAAAAGAAAAAAUGAAAUAGUGAUGUACAAACUGUAUAUUUAUCAUAUGAAUAUAAUGCUUAUAUCUAUGGCAUAAUCAUGAUUAUCAUUUUAAAGAGGUCGAUAUUUUUUGGUUUGCUCGCUUCACUUGCUCGCCAAUUUUAGAAUCCCAUAUGCCAGUUUUGCACACUAAAAAUGUUUGGCUCGAUUCGCCAAAACUUUGGGAAGAAGAAUGAUGAUGACCAAAAUGUUACAAAUAUUAUAUGACAAUUUUUUAGUUAAUUUCUUUCACACCUCAACUGUUUCGGGGCACAUGCAUUAAUGGAAUGAAAUUGAAGCGCGACGUGCACACUUGGAGGAUUAAACAAAACUAAAUAUAUCGCUGUAAUUUACUAAAUUUCUAAAAUGCACAUUUUGAGCGUGGUAAGAUGGUUUAUUUUAUUACUCACUUCAAAGAAAUCUAUAUUCAAUUUGAAAGAUAUACUCUCGUAUCAAGCUUAGUUUGAAAAUGUAGUUUGAAUUUAUUACGUUAUUGACUAACUUAGUUUGCCAUCUUUUACGCAAUAAUGCGUAUUUCAUUGUUCAGGUCAAUCAAAUGUCUUGCGCAAUACUCGUUUCAAAGCUUAUUCCAUAUGGGGAUAGAAAUAUACAAAAAACGGAAGAGAGAGUCAAAUACAUUAUUACCGAAAUAGCUCUCAGUAAGUAUAGGCCUAUAUAACAUUAACAGACUUAUCAAGUAUUAGGGACUUAAAUUGAAAUAAAAGCUUGUAUGUAAUAUACCCGGGUAAAUAUGUUAAUGUUAGACAGCAAUAACACAUUGUAAUGUUGAUUACUGACAUGUAUCAGAAAAUAAAUUACUCCGGUUCCAUCCUGGUAGCCUUUUUUC